CCCGUGAAUAAAAGAGAACCCGUAUCAGCCAUGUGCAAUCUAUUUCAAAACGGUUGAAUCCGUAUACAUAAAAAAGAAGUGCCGCUUGUUGGCGCCUGUUCAAUUUUCAUCCUUCUCGCAACCGACAAUGGCUUCAGCUUCAGCUCUUCUACCCCGCGACUUUGAAUGGGGAUUCGCUACGGCCGCGUACCAGAUUGAAGGCGGCGUCAAUGAGGGUGGCCGCGGCAAGAGUAUCUGGGAUACGUUUUGUCAUUUGGAGCCGUCGCGGACCAAGAAUGCGAAUGGCGAUGUUGCAUGCGACCACUACCAUCGGUUUGAGCAGGACUUUGACUUGCUUGGGCAGUAUGGAGCGGGUGCGUAUCGCUUCUCGAUUGCUUGGUCGCGAAUCAUUCCUUUGGGUGGCAGAAACGACCCUGUCAAUGAAGAAGGCAUUCGGUUCUAUAAUCAGCUUAUUGACUCGUUGCUUGCGCGAGGUAUUACACCCUGGGUUACCUUGUACCAUUGGGAUUUGCCCCAGGCGCUGCAUGAUCGGUAUGGUGGUUGGUUAGAUGUGGAUGAAGUGCAGAAGGACUUUGAGCAUUAUGCGAGAGUGUGCUUUGAGCGAUUUGGCGAUAGAGUGUGCAAUUGGAUUACUCUUAAUGAGCCCUGGAUCCAAGCUGUCUAUGGCUAUGCGACGGGUGGAAAUGCACCUGGACGAAGCAGCACCAAUAAGCAGAGCACUGAUGGCGAUACUACGACUGAGCCGUGGAUUGUUGGUAAAGCUCUGAUUAUGAGCCAUGCGCGAGCGGUCGCUUUGUAUAAUAAGGAAUUUCGUCAUACUCAGCGGGGCGUCAUUGGCGUGUCGCUCAACGGCGACUACUUUGAACCGUGGGAUGCAGAGGACCCUCAAGACGCUGAAGCCAGUGAGCGCCGCAUGGAAUUCCACAUUGGCUGGUUUGCCAAUCCCAUCUUCCUUGCAAAAGACUAUCCGACUUGUAUGCGAAAACAGCUGGGAGACCGUUUGCCCGAAUUUACGCCAGACGACUUCUCUCUGCUCGCCCAGGCCGAGUGCGACUUUUACGGAAUGAACUACUACACAGCGCAAUUUGCCAAGCAUGGCACUGGUGAGGCGCCUUUGACAGACGUACUGGGGAAUGUGGAAGAACUCCAGCACGAUAAACAGGGUACUCCUGUUGGUAAAGAGAGCGGAUUGCAUUGGCUGCGAUCGUGUCCUGAUCUGUUCCGCAAGCACCUUACGCGAAUUUACAAGUUGUACGGGAAGCCCAUCUACAUUACGGAGAAUGGAUGUCCGUGCCCUGGAGAGGAUAAGAUGGUGAAGGAAGAAGCUGUGAACGACCCAUACCGUAUCCAGUACUUUCAGGAUCAUCUGGACGCCAUCUGCAAGUCCAUCGAGGAUGGCAGCGUCAUCAAGGGAUACUUUGCGUGGUCUCUGCUGGACAACUUGGAAUGGUCGGACGGAUUUGGUCCUAGAUUUGGAGUUACCUAUACAGACUAUGUCACACUAGAACGCACACCAAAGAAGUCGGCGCUGCUAUUAAAGGAUAUCAUUGCUAAGAGACAAGGCCCUUUGUCCAACGGCACCCAUUAAAUGUCAUUACUUAGUUGAUACACGUUUCUACAAUUAUAAUUACAUAUUUUCACACCAUGUUUGUAGAUGUGCUUCGCAACGCGUCAGACGCCUUGGAAUCCAAGCGCGCCAAGAUAUCCAAAAGUAUCCCAAAGUCGUCUCUCGCUCUCGCUGUAAUGAGAGAAUUGGAAUUCCGGUGAAUAAUCUCCAUCAAGCUUACACCAACCAGACGAAUCUUUUCC
Messenger RNA from [Torrubiella] hemipterigena, 1809 nucleotides. Lineage: Eukaryota; Fungi; Ascomycota; Sordariomycetes; Hypocreales; Clavicipitaceae. The record is from the annotation of a GenBank genome assembly.